This is a messenger RNA of Coregonus sp. 'balchen', 7422 nucleotides long. Lineage: Eukaryota; Metazoa; Chordata; Actinopteri; Salmoniformes; Salmonidae. The record is from the annotation of a GenBank genome assembly.
AAAAUAUACCAGCGGAGAGGAGCAGCCUUUUGAAAGGGUUAAAUGGAGCGACUAUAGGGUUCCGGUGCUUUCCGACACAAUAGUGUCGCGCGGUCUGGGAUAGGCAAUGAAAUUACUUUUGUGUCGGGAGGGAGACGACAACAAAUACUGCACCUUGUUGGAUUGACAACACUGUUGGGCAGGUAGGCUAAUUGAGUUGCAUAUCUAGGCUACAUUCAGUUAAAUAUGUUUAGGCAUGUGCUGUUGCGAACAACGUUGACUGUGGCCACUGGCCAGUCUGUCAUUUCCGCGACAUUUCAGUAAACAGUUCCUAAUGUAGCCCGCGACAUUUCAGUAAGCAGUUCCUAAUGUAGCCCAGCCUACAGUUUUUGUAAGGAAGUAGCCCAUAUGAUUAGCUUGCAGCAAACCACGAAUUCUGAUAGGUUAUGCUAUUUCCCAUUACACGUGACAUGUUGUCUGUAGUUAACGACAGGGUUAAGUAUAGAGUCAACUGGUAACCGCUAAUCUUUACGCAUGUAACGAUACUUUGUAUCAACUUUCAAGACGGUGACAUUGUAUCUAGGGGUUAAGGCAGACAAUCGUCUGCUACAGCAUUCAGAGAGGCUACAUUCGAUUGGUAGUCGAAAAAACAUAAAGUCUUCAUGUAUUAACUAUUCACUGGGCUAACUCAGAAAUAAAUCCACGGGCUUCAUUUUCUAGGAAAUUUUAACAAUUGAGGAAGGAAAGGCAUUUACUACACUUGCCAUUCCCUUGGCUCGCGAAUGCCACAGCUGAUGUGACAUUUGAUACGCACCAGUCUUCACGGACUGGCUGGCAGACAGACCAUUCUGUCGCCCCGCUGUCUAGCCCAUAUCGGUAGCAGUGACCUCUGCGUAAAGGCGCAUUGGAGACCCCCGAGAAACGAGUCACUCCCGUCUCCCGCUCGAAUCAGUCGGUAAGGAUUUUCAAUGACAGCCAAUGCCACAGAGCUAAUACGGAAGCACCCUACAAGUUCCUCCCCCCUUGCAUCCCUCAUUUGCAAGACAUCUCUCAUAGAGAGAAAUAGUAAUGGUGGCUUUUUGUAGGUACAAACUCCACCAUGGUUCAUUGGACAAAGCCAUUAGCCGCGGGUAGUAGCAGCACCCCCUGAAAAACUGCACUGGGCCUUUACUAGUCCUGUAUUAGUGGACCUAUAUAGCAGUCUGUAGCGCAGGCAAAAUUAUUUCAGUCAGUAUUCAGCCAUGAUUACUACAAGUUUAGAUAGCUGGCUAGACUAACUCCCAAUCUAAAAAUUAUUCACCAGUCGCAGCCACACAUUUAUCUCUAUCUAUCUGCAUCGCCAUGAGAAUAGGACACGCACACACACCUACUCAUUCUCCUUCACCCCUCAUCUCCAUCCCUUCCUGAUGGCUCGUUCCCCACAGGAGACUGAACACUUUCCAGGCUGACUGGCUGUCCGUCAUGAAGAAACGAGCCAAUAAGGCGUUGGAGCCAGAUGAGCCUCUGUGCUGCUGUGAGUAUGUGGACCGUCAGGGGGGGCGGAACCAUGUGGCAGCCUGCUGCUGUGACUGUGAGGACCUGGAUGAUGCCUGUGACAGGUGAGGGAGUGGCUUACCCAUCUACGGCCAGUGACCUUCACACUUUUAGCUAAUGGUUCUUCAUCCAGUUUGGCAUCACAUCAGAAAGUGAAUGUUUGCUUCUCUCCCUCAGAUGGCUGAAGAAAGAGCCCCAGAAGGCUGACUCACUGUCCCAUCUGGUUACUGUGAUGACCGACCGCCUCCGUGUUCCCUGGUUCUGGGGCGGAGCCCGGCGUGUCGACCUAUCUGUGCUCCCCCCGCUGCUCCUACUUCCUGUCCUCCUACACAUCGCAGCCCUUCACUUCCUGUUGGGUAUGGUUGUUCUGACAGCUCUACCGGUCCUGGUUCUAUGGUACUACUACGUCACUCACCGCAAGAAGGGUCGGACCCUGUUCUUCCUCAGCCUGGCGCUGUUCUCCCUGGGCUACAUGUACUACCUCUUCCUCACCGAGGUCUUCCCCAGGGGGGGUGUAGGGCUGACCCAGCUGGGCACAGUGACCCUGGGGGUGGCACUCACUCUGGCCGCACUCGUCCACACCAAGAGAGAGCCCGGCUACGUACGGCCACACCCGGCUGACAUCCACAGCACAGUGACCUAUCACAGCCCUCCACCGGACAGAGACCCUGGCCAUAACGUGGUCGGGCAGGAAGUAGUGCUAGCCAAUCGGGGUAGUGGGUCGGAGCAGCAGGGCCAGGGGGUAGAGCAGAUGGAUAGUGGGCGGAGCAGGAACUGGUGCUCUGUGUGCAGGGUUAUGCGGCCCCCCAGGGCGGGACACUGCAGGAUCUGUGGCGUCUGUGUCCUGAGGCUGGACCACCACUGUGUCUGGUGGGUCCCAUUAAAACACCUCCGUCAUUUAGUACACAACCAUGUCAAAGCAAUGUCUCAGCAGUGUCAUGGCAGACCUAUGAAGCAAUUAUCAGUGACAUUCUCUUGUCUCUGUCAUCAGCCAUAGGCCUGUGUGUCUGAGAAACUCACUUAACUCACUGAUCUGUAACACACACAAUCGUGCAAAAAAUAAUAAUCUUCAAACACUUAUUUAGAUGUGUGUGUUUGGUGUAAUCAUGGGUUCUAAGUACAUCUUACAUUCUAGUCAUUUAGCAGCAGAUGCUCAUCCAAAUUACAAUCAGAGCUGUACUGUGUGUGGUGGAACCCCAUGAUCUUAGUACAGUGUAUUGGCUGUCUGUGUCUGUGUGUGUGUGUGUGUGUGUGUGUGUGUGUCGUGUCCGUCAUGUCACCACUGUGGUAGGAUAAACAGCUGUGUGGGACAGUCCAAUCACCGCAGCUUCCUGUUGACACUCCUCCUCUUCCUGUUGACCUCUCUGUAUGGGAUCAGUCUGGUGCUGCGCAGCGUGUGUCCUCAACAGAACAUUCUCACCGCUCUGCUCUACUGCCCAGGCGUCUACGACCAGUAUAGGUAACACAUACACACACACACACACACACACUAUUAGGCAUUAGAGGCUAAAAUGAGCCUGUGAAAUGAGGCGGUGUAGAUUAAAAUACCCACUGGCAUCUGGGUCGUAACUAGGGUUUGAGUUUUAGUGAGUUCCGGAAGGGGGGAUUUUUUGAAAGCUGAAACUCAUUAACUGCAUUUGUAUACAAUUUAAACAACUUUAAAAUGCUAUUUGGAGAACCGCAAAAACAAGCCAAAAUGACCCCAUCCAUUAUCACCUUGGCUGCUGUAGGUUCAUUCACCUCAGUUGAACAUAACGAUUAAACCAUUGUUUGUGAUUCCAAUCAUUCACAAAGAGGCAGGCCCCAAUAGAACAGUCAGAUCAAUAAUAUAAGCGUUCUGAGCUUUGAUCAACGCUUGGAGCAAUAUUUAGAUGUUGACCUGUAAUAGAUUUUCUUUAUUGUGUUAUUUACAGUACCAGUCAAAAGUUUGGACACACCUACUCAUUGAAGGGUUUUUCUUUAUUUUUACUAUUUUCUACAUUGUAGAAUAAUAGUGAAGACAUCAAAACUAUGAAAUAACACAUAUGGAAUCAUGUAGUAACCAAAAACGUUUUUUUUUUAGAUUCUUCAAAUAGCCACCCUUUGCCUUGAUGACAGCUUUGCACACUCUAGGUAUUCUCUCAACCAGCUUCAUGAGGUAGUCACCUGGAAUGCAUUUCAAUUAACAGGUAUGCCUUGUUAAAAGUUCAUUUGUGGAAUUUAAUUUCCUUCUUAAUGCGUUUGAGCCAAUCAGUUGUGUUGUGACAAGGUAGGGGUGGUAUACAGAAGAUAGCCCUAUUUGGUAAAAGACCAAGUCCAUAUUAUGGCAAGAACAGCUCAAAUAAGCAAAGAGAAACGACAAUCCAUCAUUACUUUUAAGACAUGAAGGUCAGUCAAUCCGGAACAUUUCAAGAACUUUUAAAGUUUCUUCAAGUGCAGUCGCAAAAACCAUCAAGCGCUAUGAUGAAACUGGCUCUCAUGAGGACCGCCACAGGAAAGGAAGACCCAGAGUUUCCUCUGCUGCAGAGGAUAAGUUCAUUAGAGUUAACUGCACCUCAGAUUGCAGCCCAAAUAAAUGCUUCGCAGAGUUCAAGUAACAGACAAAUCUCAACAUCAACUAUUCAGAGGAGACUGCGUGAAUCAGGCCUUCAUGAUCAAAUUGCUGCAAAGACACCACUACUAAAGGACACCAAUAAGAAGAAGAGACUUGCUUGGGCCAAGAAACACGAGCAAUGGACAUUAGACUGGUGAAAAUCUGUCCUUUCUGUCUUUGUGAGACGCAGAGUAGGUGAACGGAUGAUCUCCGCAUUUGUGGUUCCCACCGUGAAGCAUGGAGGAGGAGGUGUGAUGGUGCUUUGCUGAUGACAAUGUCUGUGAUUUUAUUUAGAAUUCAAGGCACACUUAACCAGCAUGGCUACCACAGCAUUCUGCAGCGAUACACCAUCCCAUCUGGUUUGCGCUUAGUGGGAUUAUCAUUUCUUUUUCAAAAGGACAAUGACCCAAAACACACUUCCAGGCUGUGUAAGGGCUAUUUGACCAAGGAUGGAGUGCUGCAUCAGAUGACCUGGCCUCCACAAUCACCUGACCUCAACCCAAUUGAGAUGGUUUGGGAUGAGUUGGACCGCAGAGUGAAGGAAACGCAGCCAACAAGUGCUCAGCAUAUGUGGGAACGCCUUCAAGACUGUUGGAAAAGCAUUCCUCAUGAAGUUGGUUGAGAGAAUGCCAAGAGUGUGCAAAGCUGUCAUCAAGGCAAAGGGUGGCUACUUUUAAGAAUCUCAAAUAAAAAAUAUAUUUUGAUUUCUUUAACACUUUUUUGGUUACUACAUGAUUCUAUAUGUGUUAUUUCAUAGUUUUGAUGUCUUCACUAUUAUUCUACAAUGUAGAAAAUAGUAAAAAUAAAGAAAAACCCUUGAAUGAGUAGGUGUGUCCAAACUUUUGACUGGUACUGUAUAUACUGUGUGUGUGUGUGUGUGUGUGUGUGUGUGUGUGUGUGUGUAUGUAUAUAUAUAUAUACACACACACAGUUGAAGUCAGAAGUCUACAUACACUUAGGUUGUAGUCAUUAAAACUAGUUUUUCAACCACUCCACACAUUUCUUGUUAACAAACUAUAGUUUUGGCAAGUCGGUUAGGACAUCUACUUUGUGCAUGACACAAGUAAUUUUUCCAACAACAAUUGUUUACAGACAGAUUAUUUCACUUAUAAUUCACUGUAUCACAAUUCCAGUGGGUCAGAAGUUUACAUACACUAAGUUGACUGUGCCUUUUAAACAGCUUGGAAAAUUCCGGAAAAUGAUGUAAUGGCUUUAGAAGCUUCUGAUAGGCUAAUUGACAUCAUUUGAGUCAAUUGGAGGUGUACCUGUGGAUGUAUUUCAAGGCCUACCUUCAAACUCAGUGCCUCUGCUUGACAUCAUGGGAAAAUCAAAAGAAAUCAGCCAUGAUCUCAGAAAAAAAAUCUGGUUCAUCCUUAGGAGCAAUUUCCAAAUGCCUGAAGGUACCACGUUCAUCUGUGAACGGACCUUGUGAAGAGGCUGGAGGAAACCGGUACAAAAGUAUCUAUAUCCACAGUAAAACGAGUCCUAUAUCGACAUAACCUGAAAGGCCGCUCAGCAAGGAAGAAGCCACAGCUCCAAAACCGCCAUAAAAAAACCCGACUACGGUUUGCAACUGCACAUGGGGACAAAGAUCUUACUUUUUGGAGAAAUGUCCUCUGGUCUGAUGAAACAAAAAUAGAACUGUUUGGCCAUAAUGACCAUCGUUAUGUUUGGAGGAAAAAGGGGAAGGCUUGCAAGCCGAAGAACACCAUCCCAACCGUGAAGCACGGGGGUGGCAGCAUCAUGCUGUGGGGGUGCUUUGCUGCAGGAGGGACUGGUGCACUUCACAAAAUAGAUGGCAUCACAAGGAAGGAAAAUUAUGUGGAUAUAUUGAAGCAACAUCUUAAGACAUCAGUCUGGAAGUUAAAGCUUGGUCGCAAAUGGGUCUUCCAAAUGGACAAUGACCCAAAGCAUACUUCCAAAGUUGUGGCAAAAUGGCAUAAGGACAACAAAGUCAAGGUAUUGGAGUGGCCAUCACAAAGCCCUGACCUCAAUCCUAUAGAACAUUUGUUGGGAGAACUGAAAAAGCGUGUGCGAGCAAGGAGGCCUACAAACCUGACUCAGUUACACCAGCUCUGUCAGGAGGAAUGGGCCAAAAUUCACCCAACUUAUUGUGGGAAGCUUGUGGAAGGCUACCCAAAACGUUUGACCCAAGUUAAACAAUUUAAAGGCAAUGCUACCAAAUACUAAUUGAGUGUAUGUAAACUUCUGACCCACUGGGAAUGUGAUGAAAGAAAUAAAAGCUGAAAUAAAUAAUUCUCUCUACUAUUAUUCUGACAUUUCACAUUCUUAAAAUAAAGUGGUGAUCCUAACUGACCUAAGACAGGGAAUUCUUACUAGGAUUAAAUGUCAGGAAUUGUGAAAGACUGAGUUGAAAUUUAUUUGGCUAAGGUGUAUGUAAACUUUCGACUGUAUAUAUAUAUAUAUAUAUAUAUAUAUACACACUCACCCUGGUAACUCUAUAAGGGAACAAGUGGUUUUUAAUUGCAUCAAAGCAGUCUUUUCUUUAUCUGGGACAAUUAAAGCUGUGAUGUUUUGGAAUAAUUGGGUAUUUAUAGGUUGUAGGUUGAUGUAGGUUGAUUUCAGUUUCUAUAAGAAACGUCAUAUCUCCCCCUACCAGGCCUACUACUUUAUCAACCACUGACCCAGAUUUACAGAGCAGUUACUGUGGCUCAGCUGUUUUUGUUGUGUAAGGGUGAAUGUGUAUGUGUGUGUGUGUGUGUGUGUGUGUGUGUGUUUGCUGAUAAUGUGUGUUUUGAUGUGAUAUGUGUGUGUAUUGUAACUGCCAUUUUGUCUACCACUCAGCACUGUAACAAAUGUUAUGUUGCUCAGAUUUGUAUGUGUGUAUAGCCUCUUCCCUCCCCCAUGGGUGUUUGCAGAUCUGUAGAAACCAGAUAGGUGUAAUCUGUGUAUUAAAGCUCCUCUUAGCCCAUUGUUAACACACAUCUGGUUUCCAAAAAUAGGGGGUUUGGCCUAGGGGCCAGAGAUUGUUUUCAGGAAUGUAUGAGUCAUGUCCUCCUUUCAGUGUGUGUGUGUGUGUGUGUGUGUGUGUGUGUGUGUGUUCCAGCUCAGCGUUGUGUUUCACCUGUGCGUGGUACAGCUGCAUAGUGACGGGUGGCCUGCUACACCUGCUGGUCCUGCAGCUCAUCAACGUCAGCUACAACGUGACAGAGCGAGAGGUGCGCACCGCCCUCCGAGACAAGACCACCCACAGUCUCUACUGGGGCCUCGUCGUCGACACAGGAGUCUACUCACAUGGUUUCCGUGGCAACUGGGCAGAGUUCCUGACCAUGGGAGAAGGCCCGGAUGCCCACUGGCCCAGGCUCACUGACCUGGUG